Molecule: messenger RNA, 345 nt
Organism: Rotaria sp. Silwood1
Lineage: Eukaryota; Metazoa; Rotifera; Eurotatoria; Philodinida; Philodinidae
Source: the annotation of a GenBank genome assembly
AUGUUUGGUAUUGGAAAACGAACCUACGAUUCAUCUAUGACAACCAUUUAUGUAUUUUUAUUUAUUCUUCUAAUCAAUCAAUUUCUUAUCGUUAAUUCGUUUCGUCUUAUGUAUCAUAAUAUAGAUGAGUAUGAACCGAACGACGCAACACAAGCAGUUAUGCGACGAUUGGCAUAUGAAAACUCUGCAUAUCCAGAAAAAUCAUUAUUCGAUGAUAAUGAUUUACAAUUAUUUGUAAAACCAAGAAUUGAACGUCGAUUUUGUUGUAUGAGUCCAUUACUCAGUGGUCGAAAACGAUCAAUACGAGAUUUAACGAAAAAACAAAUCGAAAGUCAACAAACAUAA